Molecule: messenger RNA, 1105 nt
Organism: Exaiptasia diaphana
Lineage: Eukaryota; Metazoa; Cnidaria; Anthozoa; Actiniaria; Aiptasiidae
Product: leukocyte receptor cluster member 9
Exons: 4
Coding region: 119-1105 (328 amino acids)
Molecular function (GO): metal ion binding; protein binding
Source: RefSeq, a predicted model, not a curated record
CAAUGUCAGCAGGAGUAUAUAAAAUACUUUUCGAUGUAAUUUUAUAUUUCACUAUUCGAGGUUACUUUCUAAAAACUAAUCUGAGAUAAAACUUGGAUUUUUGUAAGUGUAGAAUAAAAUGGCGGCGGCCGAAAAGUUUGAUGAAGRCGAACGGCGAGAAAUGGAGUUGGAGGCACUUAUGGCGAUCUAUGAAGAUGAACUCAAAUUAUCCUUCGAUGAAGACAAUUCGAUAAGCUAUCGAAUAGAGCUGAGAGAUGUCAAUGCUGUUUUAAUUUGUCGUCUUUCAGAUAGAUACCCCGAUGUUGUUCCAGACAUUAAAGUUGUUCAACCGUCCAACAAUCAUCUUCUUGAUCUUGAGAAACUUCUUUUGAAAUUAUCAGAAGAUAUGACUGGAGAUGCCAUGCUCUACAAUCUGAUUGAAGAAGCCAARAAAUGGGCAGCAGAAAAUAAGCUUUCUACUGACUUUGAAACCACAACCACUGAGCAGUCCUCACCCUCUGUUUGCAAAUUCUUUCUACAAGGAAGAUGUAAGUUUGGAGAUAAAUGYAAGAAUGUUCAUCCAUCUACAAACAAUGGAGCAAACAGCAAGCAGCAGGAGAUAAYCCCAUCUGGUGAUAAUUUCAGCAAAGAACCAAAGUCAGGCAAGAAAUUGCCAAUGAAAACAGCUUSUGAUGUGAUUUCAAGGAUUCAGUGGGAUGAGAGAAUUGAYGGUUCAUCUUUCAGUAUAGGAUAUCUUGACAGAUUUGUGGGUAUCGUAGAGAAACCAUUCACAGACUUCAGCUGGGAUGACAUUGCCUCCACAGACUACAAUGUCUUGUCCAUUCCUAGACAUCGAAUACAGUAUUUCAAAUAUAACAGUCAGAUAGUAUGGGACAAGAGAGAAAGRUUGGACAAUGUCUUUGGUUCUACUGGAAGUGGCAUCACCAUAUAUGAUUUGAUUGACAACCCAACAUCAGUGGACAAAAUUGAAGCAACUUUGCCAGUUGAAGAUAUUGAACUUCCCAAUGUUGAUGAUUUGKAUUUUGAGCACACAUGUCCAGGCCAUGUGAAUGGCCACAACAAGAGGAAAAAUGAUGGUCCAAACUAUUUCCUUGGUCAGAGAUAA